CGGAACUCAGUCGCAUGGUGCAUGAUUGACUGUUUACAUCUCAGAAGCUGUGCUGAAGACGACUAUGGUUUUUUUAACAACAUUUAGAGGACAGUAAUGAUAUUAAUAUUUCUGUAGGCGUCGGAUAAACGUUAUAUACACAAGCGUUUCUUGACAGCACGUUUGUUGUUUACACGCAACAAGAAUCUCCACUGCAUCUCAUCGACAAAAUGCGAGAAACAGUUAUAUUCAUUCUGCUGACUGGAGUAAUAACUAUGACAAGAGCUGACGACUGUCAAGCGGUGAACUUCGGUCACGGUUCGGUUGUGUGCGUGUGCAAUGCGACAUUCUGCGACUCGGUGGGGCGGAUUGUGUUGCCAGGUCCCGGUCAGUUCUUGUCAUAUGUCAGCAGUAAAACUGGCAGCAGACUUGUGAGGAGUCAAGGCCAGUUUCAGAAGAACGGCACAGGUGCAGCUCUUAGAAUUACUCUGAAUCCCAGUCAGAAGUAUCAGCGCAUUAAAGGAUUCGGGGGAGCCAUGACAGAUGCGGCAGCCAUGAAUAUUCAGUCCCUGUCCUCUGGAGCUCAGGACCAGCUGCUCAGACAGUACUUCUCCCCAGAUGGUAUAGAGUACCGUUUUGUUAGAGUGCCGAUGGCCAGUUGUGAUUUCUCAACUCGCCUCUACACAUACGCUGACACUCCAGGAGACUACGAUCUCAAGAACUUCACACUGGCUGAGGAGGAUGUUCACAUGAAGAUUCCCCUGCUGCAGCGGGCACAGGCUCUCUCUGCUAAACCACUCAAUCUAUUUGCCAGUGCCUGGAGUGCCCCCGCCUGGCUAAAGACCAAUGGUGCACUGACUGGGAAAGGCACCCUCAAAGGCAAGCCAGGAGGCAGAGAGCAUAAGACCUGGGCUCAGUACUACAUCAGGUUUCUAGAGGAGUAUCAGAAAUAUAAUCUUUCUUUCUGGGGCUUGACGUCAGGAAAUGAGCCCACUGCAGGCGAAAUGACAAAUUACAGUUUUCAGGCUUUGGGUUUUACUCCGGAGACACAGCGAGACUGGAUUGCCCUGGAUCUGGGUCCAGGACUCCAUUCCUCAUCCUUUUCACAGACCCGCCUUAUGAUCCUUGAUGACAACCGAAUUCUGCUUCCACACUGGGCCAAAGUGGUUCUGAGUGACAUACAAGCGGCACGUUAUGUACACGGGAUUGGUUUUCACUGGUAUCUGAACAAAAUUGCGCCAGCUGACAUCACCCUGACAGCCACACACCACCUCUACCCGGAGUACUUCCUGUUUGGAACCGAGGCGUGUGCUGGGUGGGAUCCGCUGGAUCGCGGGGUGCGUCUGGGCAGCUGGGACAGAGCAGAAGACUAUGCACAUGACAUCAUACAGGACCUGAAUAACUAUGUGACAGGCUGGACAGACUGGAACUUGGCCCUUAAUCAGGACGGAGGGCCAAACUGGGUUAAGAACUUUGUGGACAGCACCAUUAUUGUGGACUCAAGUAAAGACAUCUUCUACAAGCAGCCCACCUUCUACAGCAUGGCCCACUUCAGCAAGUUCCUGUGGGAGGAGUCACAGAGAGUGGGCGUGUCCUUCAGUCAGCACACCAGCCUGGAAGUUUCUGCCUAUAUCAGAUCCGAUGCCUCAGCCGUGUUAAUCAUUCUAAACAGGUCUGAUGAAGAGGUGCAGUUUGAAGUUUGGGAUCAAACGCUGGGCUUCUUGCCAGGAAGUGCUCCACCUCACUCCAUCCUCACGCUACUGUGGAGCAGACGCUGAACGGCUGUACCAAACACCGGAUGACAACAAGCCACACAUGCACCUUAAUGACUAACUCAAAUCAUUUCAGUCAAGCUUGAGCCAGUAACAUUUCAAAUGACUGCAGCAACCACGAUUACAAAGACAUCUUUUCACUCGACUCGAGAGUGGGUUAUAAUCUAAGCCUUAAGGCAAGCUGUUUUGAUUCUCACUAGGAUUUAAAAGUCAAAAAAUGAUUUAUGGAACAAUUAUCAGUUUUAAAGGCAAUAAAAACCACAGUCGUGUUUUAACAAGUAAAGCUAACAUUCCUGGAAAAACUUGAUGCAUUAAAUUCCUCGCACUGAACACUCUAAGAAUUAAAAGGACACAAUAAAUG
Molecule: messenger RNA, 2112 nt
Organism: Labeo rohita (rohu)
Lineage: Eukaryota; Metazoa; Chordata; Actinopteri; Cypriniformes; Cyprinidae
Gene: gba1
Product: glucosidase, beta, acid
Exons: 10
Coding region: 210-1757 (515 amino acids)
Biological process (GO): glucosylceramide catabolic process
Molecular function (GO): glucosylceramidase activity
Source: RefSeq, a predicted model, not a curated record